Molecule: messenger RNA, 1230 nt
Organism: Triticum turgidum subsp. durum (durum wheat)
Lineage: Eukaryota; Viridiplantae; Streptophyta; Magnoliopsida; Poales; Poaceae
Source: the annotation of a GenBank genome assembly
AUGGCGACGGACGCCUCCCCCCCUCCGCCGCGCAAGAGCCCGGGGCCUCAGCCGGCGGCGGACCCCCCUGAAGGCGCCUCGCCGCUGCCGGCCGGGUACAUCUUCAUGUGCAGCGGCGAGACCAGGCCCGAGUGCUUCAGGUACAGGGUGCUGGGCCUGCCGCGCGGGAGGCUGGACGCCGUCUCCCGGAUCAGGCGCGGCGCCGCGCUCUUCCUCUACGACUUCCACGCCAAGCACCUCUACGGGCCCUACCGCGCCGACUCCGACGGUGGCCUCGCCCUCGAGCCCGCCGCCUUCCAGGGCCGCUACCCUGCCCAGGUCAAAUUUGUGGUUGAUGGUGAUUUCAUGCCUAUCCCAGAGAGUAGCAUAAGAAGUGCCAUAAGAGAGAAUUAUUCCCGUGGGAAAUUUUGGCCUGAACUUACCUUUACGCAAGUUGAGAAACUGAGAGCAUUGUUCCAUCCAAUUACUUCACUGCCAGUGCCAGAGGCACCACCCCUGCAUUAUGUUGACAACAGGCAUCCCGCUCAAUCUGCUGCUUUUCUGCCUCCUUCAGCUUCAUACCCAACACAGCCAACUUCUUAUGUGUAUCACCCAAGCACUUAUGUUCCUACUCCAGCUGCUCAUCUGGUGCCAAAUCAACCAUACCCACGCCCAGAUUCUCACCUUCCAGUGGCUGCUCAAUACACCACACCUGCUUACUAUGCAACCCCAACCGCGUAUCCGUAUCAAGCAGGUUAUCAAGCAUAUGGUCCACCUCCUGCCACCUACCACUACGCCCAAGCGCCUCCUUUGCAAUAUCACUAUGUGCAAGCCCAACACCCUGUGCCAGAACAUGUUACAGACCCUGCCUAUUCCUCUGAUCCCUACUAUACUGCUAAUCGGAAUGAUCCACAUCGAUUUGAUGCUGUGAAAUCUCAUUACCAGGAAACUACAGGGAGAGCUGCCUAUGGUGCACCACUACAUGAAGCAGCCGCGACGAACCUGCAACUCGUCAGGCACUAUGGGUACGCUCCAGGCAGCGAGGGUGCAGCCGGAGGAACCCCACAGCCCAGUGCUGAAGGAGCAGCUCCGGCGACCGACGAUGACUCCUGGCCGCCCGCCCCAGCGACCGACGAUGACUCCUGGCCGCCCGCCCCAGCGACCGACGAUGACUCCUGGCCGCCCGCCCCAGCGACCACACAGGCUGCGCCAUCGGUGCAUGGCGUCGCAGCUGCACCAGCUUACCUGUGA